Messenger RNA from Solanum lycopersicum (tomato), 4310 nucleotides. Lineage: Eukaryota; Viridiplantae; Streptophyta; Magnoliopsida; Solanales; Solanaceae. The record is from RefSeq and is a predicted model, not a curated record.
CCAAUUUUUUUUAAGUAAUUAAUUACCACAUCAAUACCUACGUGGCAAUAAUAAUCAGAAUGGUUGAUGUGUUUGUUCAACACGCGUCGGGCCCCACUUUUGCAGCUUUUGAAAAAGUAACUAUCAGCUAAUUUUACACUUCCCAAAUUCGAAAAGCUGGCCAUUUAUGUUUUCAAAAUUACUUUACCAAAAAGUAGAUAAAGUAACAAGGAAAGAAAGAGGAAAAGUGCUGCAUGUGUGGAUCGAUUUCAAAGGUUAGAAAUUUGAUUUCAAACUGAAAGUUGAUUUUCGAUGUUGGAUUUUGAUAGUUAGUUUUUGUUUCAGUGCUGCAUGUGUGAAUCGAUUUCAAUCGUGAAAGUGUGGGUCGAUUUCAUUCAGCAAGAAUUGUGGUUGAGUUGAGUUCAAAGGUUAGUUUUUUCUUCAUUUAUUUUUUUUUUGUUAUUGUUAUGCUUAGAUUUUGUAGGAAUUAUGAUAUGUUGUUAAAUAUUGAUUUCGAUUUUAAGUGAAAUAUAAAUUUUAGGGUUUAUAUUGUGAUUUUGUUAGAUAUCAAAUUUCGUAUUUUUAGGGUUGAUGUUAUUCAUAUAUUCAUACUGUCACCUUUGUUGUUAUGGGGUAUGUAACUUGCUAUUCAUACAUUUAUAUGAAACGUAUUUUGAGUGUGGGUUGGUUGGGUGGUAUUAUAGUUGUGUGAGUUAUGUUGUUAUAAUAUGAAACAUGCAAGAAGAUAAAGACGAGUUGGGUGUUGUGUUGUGUUGUCUUAUAUUCUGGGUUACAAUAAAGUAACUUCAUGUUGGGUGUUGUGUUGUGUCUGUGGGUGUGGGGUUAAAGUUAAAUAACAUUAUCCUAAGAAGAAAAUAUAUGUUGGGUGUUGUGUUGUGUCUAUGUGGGGUUACAUACCUAAUUGUAAGAAGAUAAAGAUAUGUCGUGUAUUGUGUUAUUUAUGUGGGGUAUUGUGUUAUGUAUGAGUGGGGUUGGGUAUGUGUUUUCUUCAACUUGAAUUGUUUUUAUAAGUAUUUGGGUAUGUGUUUUCUUUAGUCAAUUAUUAUAUUCUAUUAGCAACUUUUACUUAAUUAUUGUUAUGUUUAUGCAUAUAGGUAUGAGUGGGUUUACAUUCAUUAUUUUAAAGUUAUAUCAUGAUGGGGCCUUAUUGUAUGAAGGUGAUAAAGCAAGAUAUGUGGGUGGGUUAGUGAGUGAAUAUUAUGAUAUUGAUGUGGAUACAAUAUCAUAUUUUGAGAUUAAAGACUACAUUAAAGAACUAGGGUAUAGCCCAAAUUGCAAAUUUAGUGUCCGGCCACCUAAUAGUUGCAUCUUAGGAGAUAUUGACAAUGAUGAUAUUCUCUUAACAAUGUGUAAUUGUUUGCAAAGUGGGUCUGUUUUGGAAGUAUAUGUUCACAUGCCUGGUGAGGAGUCUGACAAAGAUGAUAGUUGUCUAGAGGAAGGUGAAAAAAUGAAGUUGAAACUGCCUAACACAAAAAGGAAAAAACAUACCAUAGAGAGAGUCAAAUUUGAUCCCAACAUUAAGAAGAUUGUGUGGCAAUUGGGUAUGAUUUUUGAAAGUGUAAAAGAGUUUAGAUUGACAGUCACUAAGUAUGCAAUUCAGAGAAGGGUUCAGAUUAAAAAGUGUGUGAAUGAGCCAAAUCGAGUAAGGGUGAGAUGUUGCAAGGUAAAUUGCAAAUAGUUGUUAUAUGCAAGUUUGGACAAGAAGACUAAUAACUUUAUUAUUAAGACUUACAUGCAAGUCCAUUCAUGUCAAAAGGCUACUAGGAAUUAUUUGUGCAACUCUACAUUCAUUGCUACUAUUUUUAAAAAGAAAGUUAUCGAACAACCAAAUAUCAGAGUGUUCAAGCUGCAAGAGUUAAUCUGUAAGAAGUAUAAUGUGCAUGUUGAUAAGACCACAACUAGAAGAGCAAGAGCUAAAAUUUUGAAUGAACUUAUGGGUGAUCAUGUUAAGGAAUUUGGGAGAAUUCUUGAUUAUAAGGAUGAGUUGUUGAGGACUAAUCCUAGGAGUACUUGUGUGGUGAAGCUAGGAGAAGCUAAUGAAUAUGGUAGGCCAGUAUUUAAGGCAUUUUACAUUUGUUUUGCUGCACUCAAGAUAACAUUUAUGUCAGCUAGAAAAUGCAUUGGUCUGGAUGGUUGUUUCUUGAAGGGGGUUUGCAGGGGUCAAUUACUUAUUGCAGUGGCUAAAGAUGGCAAUAAUCAAAUGCUUCCACUUGCUUGGGCUGUAUUUGAAAAUGAGAACACAAUCACUUGGAGUUGGUUUAUUUCUCUGUUGAAAAAAGACUUGAGAUUAGCAGAUGGAACAAGUUUCACAAUUAUGUCAGACAUGCAAAAGGGACUGGAUAUAGCUAUAAAGGAGUUGUUGCCAGCUUGUGAGGAAAGAAGGUGUGCUAGGCAUAUACUAGCAAAUUGAUCAAAGAAUUGGAGAGGGCUGCAAAGGAAGAAGCAGUUCUGGAAGUGUGCUAGAAGUACUUUUGAAGCUGAAUUCUGAGAAAAUCUGCACGAAUUGUCUAAAUUAGGUACUGGAGGUACAGGUAUAGUGGAUGACCUAAUUUACUAUGAUAAAGAAUAUUGGUGUAAGGUAUAUUUUAAUUGUGAAGUCAAGUUUGAUGCAAUAGAAAAUAAUAUGUUGAAAGCUUUAAUGCUUGGAUUUUGUCUGCAAGGCAUAAAACCAUUAUUACUAUGUUUGAAGGGAUAAGAAUUAAGGUCAUGAAUAGGUUAGCUAGGUUAAGUGAAUUUCCAAACUCUUGGAUAAGCAGUUUCUCUCCAAUGGCAAUGAAUGUAUUAGAACAAAAUAUUGAUAAGUCAAUGGCAUAUAACAUUGAGUUUAGUGGAGUAACUAGCUAUGAGGUUUUGGAUGGAUACAAACAACACACUAUAUGUUUGAGAAAGAGGGAGUGUAGUUGUAGAUCUUGGAUGUUGAAGGGUAUACCAUGUGCACAUGCCUUAGCUGCAAUGUUGCAUAAACAAUAUGACCCACAUGAUUUCAUUCAUUCAUGCUACUCUAAAGAGAGGUACUUGAUGACUUACUCACAUUUCAUACAACCUAUGAAUAACAUGCCGAUGUGGCCAGAAUUAAAAAAUCCUCUUGUUGAUCCACCAGUGAUAAAACAAAUACCAGACAAACCUAGAAAGUUGAGAACGAAAAAGGUUGGUGAAAAGAAGGUGUCUGGUAAAUUAUCCAAAACAGGACUAACUAUGACAUGUAGUCUUUGCCAUGUUAAAGGUCACAAUAAAAGAAGUUGUCAUUUACGAAGGAGUGAUGGAGUUGGUUCUACUGCCGGGGAACAGAGAAUUAUCCCUACUUCAAAUGUUGAAGAACCAUCAAGUUCAAAAAAAGGAAGGGGAAGACCGAUGGUACAUUACUAUUUUGUCACUUACUUUUAAGUGUAAUCAACUUACUAAUAUAAUAUUUUUUUUUUUGCUAAUUAGAAAUCAACAAAUAUUGAGAGUGAGCCUGUUGCCAAAAGGGGGAGAGACAGACCUAAAAACACAAGUGCAAAUGCAAGUGCAACAGGGGAUUCACCUACAAUUAUUGCACCUCCAACAACUUCAAGAACAACAAGAGCUACAGCAAGUGCAAGUGCAUCAAGGGCCUCUCCUAGAACCACUGCACCUCCUACAACUUCAAGAACACCAACACAUGAAGCAAGCGCAAGUGUAAAUGGUGUUAGAGUAUUAUCAAGAUCCAGGAGUGGUAGAGGAAAGGGUAGGGGAUUGGGAAGUGCAGGAAGCGGUAGUAAUCAUCCACUUGAAAAUUGGUUUACAUGUUCUCAUGGUAGUACAACAUAGGGUGUAGACCAGAACACAAAUGUUGCACCAAAGGAAACUACUACUACCAGGAAAGGAAAGGGUGUUGAAAACACAACUCAAUUUAAAAGGCGAAGAGUCACUGGUAUGGGUGUGUUUCAAGCUAAAAAUGGUUUCAAAAAUUUCAAUGUAAGUAUUGCGAUGCAUUCAUAUUGUUUGUUCUCUAAUAACUUGCACAUUUAUUCUCUAAUAAUCUUAGUUCUCUAAAAAUUUUGUAGCCUAGACUGCCAAGUAGCACAAUAUUAGCCGAACCAAAGAGAGUUUUGAGAUCAAGUAUUGUAACUGGGGAUGUUGGUUUCAAACCGACAAGUGGAUUGAAGUGGAAAGGAAAUCAGGCAAUCACAACUAGAAGGCUCCAGCAGAUUAGAGAUCAAUCAAGGCUUUCAAACUCAAAUGCUUCCUCCUCUUCACAAUCUCGACACCCAUGGAAACUAUAAUGUUGAUAUCAAUGGUGUUUUAUCAGUCAUUUUUUGAUGGCCACUAUAAGUACUAUUUUGUUUCAU